CUGGAGAACGCCAAGCAGUCGGCUGAGAGGAACAGCAACAUGGUGGGUGCUGCCCACGAGGAGCUGCAGCAAACCCGCAUCCGCAUCGACAACCUCUCCUCUGAAGUCAGCCAGCUGCAGAAGCAGUUGGCCGCCAAGGAGGCGAAGCUGCACGAUUUGGAGGAUAUUCUGGCCAGGGAACGCGAGACCAACAGGCGCCUGCUCUCCGACAAGGAGCGGGAGAUGGCCGAGAUGCGGGCACGCAUGCAGCAGCAGCUGGACGAGUACCAGGAGCUGCUGGACAUCAAGCUGGCUCUGGACAUGGAGAUCAAUGCCUACCGCAAGCUGCUGGAGGGCGAGGAGGAGCGGCUGAGGCUGUCCCCCAGCCCUUCCUCCCACAAAGGUGCAUCCCGUAGCCACUUGUCCACCCCGGGCUCCUCCAAGAAGAGGAAACUGGAGGACAGCGAGAGUCGGACCAGCUUCUCCCAUCACGCCCGGACAAGCGGCCGCGUCGGCGUGGAGGAGGUGGACUUGGAGGGCAGAUUCGUCCGUCUCAGGAACAAGUCCAACGAGGACCAGGCGAUGGGGAACUGGCAGAUCAAGCGGCAGAAUGGAGACGAUCCCCCCAUCACCUACCGCUUCCCCCCAAAAUUCACCCUGAAGGCUGGCCAGAUGGUCACGAUCUGGGCCUCGGGGGCUGGGGCCACCCAUAGCCCCCCCAGCAACGUGGUGUGGAAAGCCCAGAGCAGCUGGGGCUCCGGGGACAGCCUGCGCACCGCCCUGAUCAACUCCAACGGGGAGGAGGUGGCCAUGCGGAAACUGGUCCGCACCGUGAUCAUCAACGAUGAAGAUGAGGAUGAGGACGACGAUGAAGUUAACAUCCACCACCGCCAUCACCAC
Messenger RNA from Fulmarus glacialis (Northern fulmar), 879 nucleotides. It is a transcript of the gene LMNA, whose product is annotated as lamin A/C. The transcript is spliced from 6 exons. NCBI's taxonomy places the organism in Eukaryota, Metazoa, Chordata, Aves, Procellariiformes, Procellariidae. The annotation marks the transcript as partial. The record is from RefSeq and is a predicted model, not a curated record.